AUGGGUUUGACGGAGGCGCUGGUUAAAAAAGGCCACGACGUUUUUGUUUUGGGCCCUAAUAAAGUGCCGGGACUGGAAGGAAAUUACACCUACUUUGAUUUUUCAUGGUUGUACGAGUUUAACGCUAACUUUACAACAGAGGGUGUAAAUUUACAGCAAGAAUUCUCUAGCCAAUUCAUGUGGAUUCCAUUUUUUAGAGUGUAUGCAGACAUGAUGCGACAAAUGUUUGAAAGUGACACCUUCAAGCACUUUCUCAGACGUGUACAAGAUGAGAAGAUAUCAUUUGACGUUGUAACCGUAGAAUCUUACGUCAUUCCGUACGGGGUAGCGCUGGCUCGUCUCCUAACCAGGAACAAACCCGUAAUCUCCCUACUGACCAUGACUGGCGGAGAUUUUUACAACGAGGAUGCAAUCGGGAGCAUAAAACAUUUGUCAUAUUCCCCCUCAAUGCUGAGUCCCUACACUGGACAGAUGAGCCUAUGGGAACGUCUAGAGAAUUGGGUUACGCAUCACUACAUUUCAUCGAGGUUGCAGAACAUUUUCGAAAGUUCAGCUAGAGCCCAUUUCCGAGACACUUAUGGUACGGAUGGAGAGGCUCUCGUGAAUGGGUGCUGGGAGAAUAUCAGUCUAGCCAUGAUAACCUCCAACGCUCUUUACUAUUACCCGAGGCCCAUCACUCCCAAUGUCAUCGAAGUCGGACCUCUCCACAUCAAAACGCCAGAAAAAUUACCGAAGAUACUGCAAGAUUGGCUGGAUGGAGCUAGUCAUGGCGUUAUUUACUUUAGUCUUGGCAGUAACAUGCGAAGUGAAAAAUUACCCCGAGAGGCGUUGGCGAAUCUCUUGAGGGUUUUCGGAGAGCUGCCAGAUGGUUAUCGGGUGCUGUGGAAAUGGGAAAGUGAUAGCGAGGUUCCAAGUGACCGGGUGACUGGACUGUCAAAUAAAAGAAAUAUACUUACUCAAAGAUGGAUACCGCAGCAAAGCGUCUUGGGAGUUUUUACUGGUUGA
Messenger RNA from Bemisia tabaci, 1005 nucleotides. The record is from RefSeq and is a predicted model, not a curated record. NCBI's taxonomy places the organism in Eukaryota, Metazoa, Arthropoda, Insecta, Hemiptera, Aleyrodidae.